AUGACCACUCUUCGGGUUCUGCUGCACGUUGCUGCUCAGCGUGACUACGAGCUUCACUCUCUUGACUUCAGCACAGCGUUCCUGCAGGGCAGCCUGCACGAGGAGAUCUGGCUGCGCCGCCCACCUGGCUUUACUGGGUCGUUUCCUCCUGGUACCCAGUGGAGCCUCCGCCGGCCAGUCUACGGUCUCCGCCAGGCACCACGUGAGUGGCACGACACACUGAGGACUACACUUGCGGCUCUUGGGUUCGCGCCGUCUACUGCUGACCCGUCGCUGUUUCUGCGCACAGACACGUCGCUGCCGCCGUUCUACAUUCUCGUGUACGUCGACGACUUGGUCUUUGCUACUGCUGACACUGAGGCACUCGCUCGUGUGAAGUCGGAGCUGCAGAAGAGACACACCUGCACUGACCUGGGUGAACUGCGUAGCUACCUUGGCUUGCAGAUCACCCGGGACAGAGCUCGCCGCACCAUCACCCUGACUCAGUCACACAUGGUGCAGCAGGUCCUUCAGCGCUUCGGCUUCCAGUUCUCCUCACCACAGGCCACACCUCUGGCUACCAGCCACUCGCUCUCAGCUCCACCUUCGGACGAGUCCGUAGAGCCGAGUGGCCCGUACCCAGAGCUUGUAGGCUGCCUCAUGUACCUGAUGACUUGCACGCGACCUGACCUCGCGUACCCUCUUAGCAUCCUUGCUCGUUACGUUGCACCUGGGAGACACAGGCGAGAGCACUGGGAGGCUGCUAAGAGGGUGCUGCGUUACUUGUGCAGUACAUCAGGCAUGGGGCUGGUGCUUGGAGGACGCGACAGAGUUGUCCUCACUGGUCACUCGGACGCUUCUUGGGUGGACGACCUGGCUACGCAGCGGUCGUCACAGGGUUACACCUUCAGCCUUGGCUCUGGUUCUGUCUCGUGGCGGUCCACCCGCUCUUCCUCUGUUCUCGGCUCUAGUUGUGAGGCUGAGAUCUACGCCACAGCCAUGGCUGCACAGGAGUUACGCUGGCUCACCUACCUGCUGACUGACUUGGGAGAGCGGCCUAGUUCUCCUCCAGUUCUGUACGGUGACAACAAGGCGGCUCUUGCCUUGUGUCAGGAGCACAGACUGGAGCACAGGACGAAGCACAUUGCUCUUCGCUACUUUCUUGCUCGAGAGCUUCAGCAGCGCGGUCAGCUUCGGCUUGUGUACGUGGACUCGAAGGCCAACACUGCUGAUAUCUUCACCAAGGCGCUCCCGCCUAGUGAUCAUCAGCGGCACUGUACUUCUUUAGGCCUUGUGUCCACGUUUCCUCACUUGCUCACUGCUUGA
Messenger RNA from Closterium sp. Yama58-4, 1305 nucleotides. NCBI's taxonomy places the organism in Eukaryota, Viridiplantae, Streptophyta, Zygnematophyceae, Desmidiales, Closteriaceae. The record is from the annotation of a GenBank genome assembly.